AUGAAGCUGUGGCCGAUUCUGUUGAUCUGCUUGGCCGGAGUUCUGGGUCAGGAGCAAGUGAAGUUCAGUGACUACCGUGUGUUCUCCGUCACGCCACAGAGUGAAGAUCAGCUGAAGGCGCUGAGGAAGUUGGAAUUCGAAGUCACUCCGUCAUUCGACUUCUGGGCAAGUGCUAAGAAUGUCGGCCAGAAAGCAGACAUCAUGGUGGCUCCCGGGCAGAUGGAGGACUUCAAACUGUUUCUAGAGGAGAAUAACCUUGAGGCGUCAGUGAAGAUCGAGGAUGUCCAGAAACUUAUCGAUAACGAGCGUCCUGCAAUCGCCCCGCGCGCCAGUGAUAUGGAGUGGUCAGAUUAUCACUCUCUGGAGACCAUCUUCGAGUUCCUGGACGACAAGAUCGCCGAGAAUCCUGGCGUCGUGUCCAACAUCGAGAUCGGACGCAGCACUGAAGGACGUCCAAUGAGGGGAGUUCUGAUUUCUUACGGGCAAAAUAAUCCGGGAGUCUUCAUUGAGGCCAACACUCAUGCUCGCGAGUGGAUCACUUCGGCCACCGCUACGUACGUUAUCAAUGAGCUCCUCACCAGCCAGGACGCGGACGUGAGGCGCAUUGCCGAGAGCUAUGAUUGGUAUAUCUUCCCAAUGGUGAAUCCCGAUGGCUUCGUUUUCUCCAAGACGCACAACAGACUCUGGAGGAAGACGCGAUCGCGUCAGGGAGUGAUCUGCCAUGGCGUUGAUCCCAACAGGAAUUGGGCAUACGAAUGGCAACCCGGACCUCCUGGAGCCAGCGAUGACAUCUGCUCCCUGACCUACGCUGGACCUGAGCGCUUUUCCGAGCCCGAAGUGCGAUCCGUGGGUAAUUUCGUCAAUGACAACCGGGAAAAGAUCCAGGUGUUCCUGUCCUUCCACUCCUAUGGACAGGUGCUGCUCUAUCCCUGGAGCUAUGUCGCCGAGGACACUCCAGACACGACCAACCAUGUCACCAUUGGAAAUGCCAUGGCAGACGCUAUCAGAACCCUCGAGGGCACUGAGUACGAAGUCAAGAGCUCCUACAACCUCUAUGAGCAUUCCGGGACCGCCAUUGACUACACUUACGGCACGGCUGGCGUGAAGAUCUCCUGGACGUUCGAGUUCCGCGACCAGGGAACUUACGGCUUUGUCCUGCCGCCGCAGUUCAUCAUCCCGAACGCCAUGGAAACCAUGAGAUCUCUGCCAGCAUUGCUGGACGAGAGCACUCGGCUGGGCUACAUCACGCGCAGUCCAACAAAGUAACUCCUCAAUAAAGC
This is a messenger RNA of Phlebotomus argentipes, 1280 nucleotides long. Its product is annotated as zinc carboxypeptidase-like. Bases 1 to 1266 code for a protein of 421 amino acids. The record is from RefSeq and is a predicted model, not a curated record. The transcript is spliced from 6 exons. Gene Ontology annotation, molecular function: zinc ion binding; metallocarboxypeptidase activity. Lineage: Eukaryota; Metazoa; Arthropoda; Insecta; Diptera; Psychodidae. Gene Ontology annotation, biological process: proteolysis.